AACUUAUUGAGCUGAUUCCGCUGUUGGGAUGCUCCUCCCAUGACAGCGCUCCCGGCGCCUUCAGCGCCUGCUCCCCCCGCACCGGUGCCUGCGCCCAAGCCGCGCGCACCGCCCUGUGCACCGGGGGAUGAAUUCGAGUUGCACUUCAUCGGCGAGUUGGAGUGGCUGGCCUGGGCUGGACUCGAGGUGGACGACGGGCUCUUCGUCGACUACUCCUGCGAGGCGGGGAUGGAUUGGCUCCCGAUUGCUCGGAAGGAAGGCUUCGUGGGGCAGACGCAGACUUGCUAUGCGGACGCUCAUGGAGUGUAUGUCUUCAAUCAUCCCAUCGACUUCCACUACAUCGCCGACUCGGUGGCCAGCUGGCCUCAGUUGCAUUUGCAAGUCUUCAAGUUGGACGCCGCCGGGCGUGUGGAGACCUUGGCCUACGGCUCCAUGACCUUGCCCAACGCCUGCGGGCAUCGGGAGGUCACUGUGAGGACCUGGCGACCCUUGCAGCGAAACGUCCUGGAGGAGGCCCGUACGGUCUCCAGCACCUCCGGCGCGGAUGGCGCCCUGCCAGCCUCGCGGGCUGAGGUGCUCCAUGGCGAGGUCCGUUCCAAAAUGGUGACGAAGACCUCUGGCAGCAUCCUCGUGGCCCUGGAUACCAUCUUCCGCAAUGCUGGAAAGCACCAGAUUCUUACUGGCUAAUGCAACGACGGUUUUCUGCGAGAGAAAAGCGGUUCACUGGCGGGACCGGUGGGACGGGAGUUGUGGACGGGGGUUCUCUAAAAGGGAAGACAGUCGGAAGGCAUCUGAUAAUGCUGAACAUGAAUGAAAAUGAGAGCAAAGUUUAAAUCCUUCCCAUGACAAUUUGAGACAAUUUGCUAAACACAUAUUGUUCAGAAACAUGGGGGAGAUUGAAACGAACGUGGCUCUGUUACGUUGCUGUAAAUGGAUUCCCACGGAGUCUUGCAGCAGAGGUUCACGUUUAUAGUUUUGAUGACAACAUUGGC
This is a messenger RNA of Durusdinium trenchii, 992 nucleotides long. NCBI's taxonomy places the organism in Eukaryota, Dinophyceae, Suessiales, Symbiodiniaceae. The record is from the annotation of a GenBank genome assembly.